Photinus pyralis (common eastern firefly) is the source of this 1655-nucleotide messenger RNA. RefSeq names its product WD repeat-containing protein 82 (gene Wdr82). The transcript has a single exon. Gene Ontology annotation, cellular component: Set1C/COMPASS complex. The record is from RefSeq and is a predicted model, not a curated record. Lineage: Eukaryota; Metazoa; Arthropoda; Insecta; Coleoptera; Lampyridae. Bases 128 to 1078 code for a protein of 316 amino acids. Gene Ontology annotation, molecular function: protein binding; chromatin binding.
AGAUACACGUUUUGUAGGUUGGUAGUAAACAAUAAAUGAUGAACGAAGUGUGUUUGGUUUGGAACGUCCUAAGUUUAUUUGUUUAUCAUUUUCCUCAUAAAGUUCCGUAUUAUAAUUAGUUGGCAAAAUGAAGAUGAAACUGAUAGAUCAGGUGGUUCGAAGUUUUCGAGUUGCGAAAGUGUUUCGUGAAAAUACGGACAAAAUAAACGCCAUAGACUUUUCACCGAAUGGCGAGACACUAAUUUCUUGCAGCGAGGACGAUCAGAUUGUGAUUUACGAUUGCGAAAAGGGAACUCAAGUGCGUACCGUCAACAGCAAAAAGUACGGAGUCGAUUUAAUACAUUUCACACAUGCGAAAAAUACUGCGAUACACAGCUCAACAAAAGUAGACGAUACGAUCCGCUACUUAUCACUCCACGACAAUAAAUACAUACGAUACUUUCCCGGUCAUACGAAGAAAGUGGUAUCGCUCUGCUUGUCACCUGUGGAAGACACCUUUCUUUCGGGUUCGCUGGACAAAACGUUGAGGUUGUGGGAUUUACGAUCGCCGAACUGCCAGGGUUUGAUGCAUUUAGCCGGCCGUCCUGUCGCCGCCUACGAUCCGGAAGGUUUAAUUUUCGCGGCCGGCGUCAACUCCGAAAGUAUUAAGUUGUACGAUUUGCGUUCGUUCGAUAAAGGCCCGUUCAUUACUUUUAAGCUGACGCAGGAGAAAGAGUGCGAUUGGACCGGUUUAAAAUUUUCGAGGGACGGAAAGACGAUCUUAAUAAGCACAAACGGAUCUAUAAUUCGACUGGUCGAUGCAUUUCACGGAACUCCACUACAGACGUUCACCGGACACUUAAACAAUAAAGGCAUUCCAAUUGAAGCGUCUUUUAGUCCCGACUCGCAGUUUAUUUUUAGCGGUUCUACUGAUGGUCGUGUGCACGUUUGGAAUGCAGAUACCGGUUUCAAAGUUUGCGUUUUAAAUGCCGACCAUCCAGGUCCCGUUCAGUGUGUGCAGUUCAGUCCGAAGUACAUGAUGUUAGCGUCGGCGUGUACUAACAUGGCAUUUUGGUUACCUACAAUUGAUGACACUUAAAUUACGAACACUUGUCAAUUUUUGAGACGUAAAUACGUAACGUACCUGUUUCGAGUAACAAGUACCUACACUGUGUAAAUAAGGACCUUUGUUCUCAAAUUUUUUACUUCAGUGUUCAUUUUGUAUCGUGCUAGUUAUAGACUUCCAAAAUGUGUUUAUGAUUUCUAUGUAAGUGUCAAAAGGUUAUUUUUAUAAAAAUUAAGAAAUAGUGUAAGAAGAAUAAGGCAAUUCAUUGAUAGGAAUGUAGAUAUAGAGGAAGUGGUAGUUUUAUCAGAUUAACUGUAGAUUUAUUUUUAAGAAGUGGCAUUAAGACUGUGAUCACUUCAAGUAGAAAUUAUUGUAGUGUAGCGAACUUUGCAAAAGUGAGACUUUAUUAUAUAGGUGAAUUAGUUUCCCAUAGAAGUAGAGAUAUGUGAGUGUUAAUUGCAAAAUUAUUUUAAUAAGAUACUAAUUUGUACAUUUUCAGAAUCACUGUCCACAAUCUGGUAAAAACUCUAAUUUUAGGAUGAAAUGAAAUGACUCCCUGUAUUGAUUUUUAUGUGUUCAUUUUCAAUAAAAUUGUACAGUUUCCCUUUCA